UUAGCCACGGCGAAGUCGAAGCACGCGAAGUUAAGCAAACAUAUUUCAAAGAUGUAGCUAUGAAAUCGAAUGGGAAAUAACAAUAGCGUUCCGGCAGAAAAAGAGGAAUCCGCCAUAUCUUUUUUGCGUCAUCGGUUUGGCAACAAAGACGGAAACGCUGACCAGCUACUGGUGAAACUGAUCUCGGAGGAGUUCGGGGACGUGUCAGGGUCAAGGUCGCCGAGAAGAGUCUUAGAAAAAGCGCAAAGUAAGUGGUCUAACUAUACGAAUUAAGUCGUUAUAAUUAAACAUCGCAAGACGAUUGCGAAGAAAGCUCAUGUCUCGAAAUAAAGAGGAACCGCCAACAGACUGCUGCGUUGCUAUUGGAACGGAAGCAGACAACAUUAUGGACGCACAUGUCAAUCAGCAGACGACAGAAAAAUGUGUGCAGCUGCGCAGAUUGCACACCCAGCCUCAGAGCGAACCAUUUACCACGAUUGCGGAACUGUCUACCAAGUCUCGGAAUGUAAAGAAUCCAGACACCGCGACGGAGACCACCAUGAAAGACGACAACAACUUUGGCUUCAACAACUCCUCAACCGCAAAAGACGAAGCCCAAAAUACGGUCUUAAUGCCCGAGAGAGAAACGGGCGCAUCCAAUGAAUAUGUCAAGUCGGUGUUCACUGCUAACGAAGCAAACAAAGAAAAAUUUGAAACUGAAGCGAUUUCAACUGCUGAGCCUGAGAUUGGUGAUCAGGAACAAGCUACAAUCUUUCCUGAGAUUCACGACAUGUGCUGUGAUACAGAGAUUGUUAGAAAACCUGAAAAUGUGCACAAAGAAGAAGAACAGGAUAGCGAUACGAUAAGUAACACAGAGGGUACAUCUGAAGAGGCACUUGAAAUAACAGACAACAAACGAGAUGACGCUAUGACGCCAUCAAAGCUGGCGAGUUUUAAACAUGGAAUGUAUAUCGAUCGAAUGAAAGCUACCAUAGGUAAAGGUGUUGUUUGCGACGUUGCGAAACAGUCUGUGUUGUUGGACGAAGCCUUGAUGUCAGACAUGAAUGUCAUUCGCAAAGUUCAGUUGCCAAAAAAUGACUCCGUUUUCUCCUCAAAUAUGUUUGGAUCUCGGGAAAACGACACGCUGAGUAUCACAGAAACAUGUUCAAUCCAAACAAACGAAGACAGUGCUAUCAAAACGCCUAGGUCGCCACUCGAGUCUUUCAAAGUUGUGCCUGCAAAUAAGUGCGGAGCUAUAGAACACUUGAGGCAGAUUAAAAUUGAAAAUGACAUUCGCAUGAAAUGGAUGAAGAUCAUUACGGCAAGUAGGCGUAUUGCAGACUCCAUAGGUGGAAGGAUAGCGCUUGACUAAUUGAACAAGUUUGACCCGAACGUAAUCAGGAAUGUGCAGUUGUCGCGACAAGGGAAUGACUACAGCUCCAAUAUGAUCAAACCUAAGACAUUUUCGUGCCACACAUUUGAGCUCACUAACAGGAAGGACGAGUUCGUGAACGGCAUGCAUCCAUUCACAUUUGGCGAUCUUGCCGCGCUUUUGGAAAACGCAAUAUCAAGAUACAAAAUAAAUCUGUCUCCAAUGAAUCGCUCUAUGUCUGAUGAGCAGCCUACACACUGCACGCAAGAUAAACAAGCACAACAGGAAGAAGCCAGUCGAUCUUUGGAUACCAGAAACGUAAAGUACGUCAUCAAACAGAACAGCAAUGACAUCACCGUGUUUGAGGGUCACAAGCAGGACAUCGUACAAGAACGCAUGCCUUUCGGUCAAUAUCAUGACGACGAGUUCAAUGCAGCUAACUACAUUCCGACUAACAAGGACAACAAUCUGAAGCACGUUCCUGAUUGCACGACCGAUGCAAUUGAUGAUAUUGUCCAAACAACAGCGAGUGAUCCUUGCAAAGAUACGGCGAAUACCCAGAACAAACACACAAAUGAGAAUGUUGAUGCCAUCCAUAUCAUACAAGCUAAGAAGUACGGCAGCCUUGAGCACAUGAAAAAUAUAAAGAUAGAGAACGCUGUCAAAAUUAGGCGACUGAAGAACAUCACUGCCAGUGGUGCCGUGAACAGGACCGUUGCGCCAAAAGCCGGAAGGUCCGAUGUAACACAGCCUGAGCAGAUCAGACAGUCCCGUCGUGAUGAUGAAUGUGAAUAUGCCAAGCAAACUGCGGAAAAUCACGAUUCUGUACCAACUUCAAAUAGCUCUUGCGAACCUCCACUCAUGUCUCAGAGACCACCAUCAGAAGUUAAUAUUGAUACUUCCCAUAUCAUUCCAGCUAAGAAGUAUGGUGGUAUUGAGCAUAUGAAGAAAAUCAAAAUGGAAAACGCUAUCAAACUGCAGCGUCUUAAAAACGUACAGGCCAGCUCGCACCUUCAAAGAUCACUGAGCACAUCAAGAUGUAUCAGCCACAUCCAGGCAUCUGAAAUGCAAAACUACGAUAUAGCCAAUGAAAACAACAAAAGUCCAAAAGGCGGAACACUGACUGGACAAAGGUUUGAAACUUGGCACACAUCAGACAAAGAAUUCAGUUAUUCAGAGAAACAGGCGGAUGAAAAGCUUAUACCGUAUGGAUCUGUCGCUCACUUCCGGAAAAUCAGGAGGGAUAACGCGGAAAGUCUUUGGCACAUGAAGGGUAUUCACAAGCGAGUGGACACAUGGAAGUCCGUUGAUAGAAGCUGCAGUGAUUUGGACCCAGGAAAGGAAAAGGAAUACGGCUCAGUGGCGCAUUUCAGGAUGGUUCAAAUGAAAAAUGCUGCCAGAAAUCGCAAGAUAAACGCAAUCACGUCAAAACUGGAUACCUGGAAGGAACCAAACCCUGGAAGCGAAUAUUCCAUGGGCAGACAGAAAAACUGGGAAGCGGUUAAAGACCCACGAAAGUUCGGAUCCAUAGCCCAUUUCCAGCAGGCAAAGCAACAGAAUGCAAGCAGAACUGUGCGGUUGAAACAAGCAACAUCAAAACUGAAUACUUGGCAGCCAAAGUCUAAAAUGGAGGGAUUGUCUACACUUGAACAUAUAUCAAUGCCGAGACACAUCGGACAGAUAGAUCGCUUGAAAAUGAGCGUCCAAAAGGCCACUUCCAAGAUUAACACAGGCUUAGUCAAGGUAUCAAAAAGUGCAGGAGGACAAGUUGCAUCUUGGAGCCGACACCUGAAGGAUAUUCGUAGCCCAAAACCAAAUACAAUGAAUAUAACUACUACUGCUGCUAACCAAAAGUUCAGCAAUGCCACAACGAGCUGCAAAAAUUUCAACCACAAACGAGAAAGCAAUCAGACAAGCAACAAAAGGCACACAUUACCUGCGCAAUGUGUGGGAAAUGACGAAAUCGCGUUAUCUGCCAGAGAAUAUGAGUGCAUUGAACACAGGCUACGCUAUCCAGACAGCAGAAUCCGGUUCCCAUGCACCGAAACGGAAGUAGAUGCGCGACUCAAGGAACUGCUGAAGCUCCUUCGCGUAUCAAUCUUUGCAAAUACUACGAGGCCUUCAACAUGCAACGGAAGCGAUGGUGACAGCGGGUUCUAUGUGUCGCCCUGUGACAGUUUCCUCGCUGAUGAAGCCGCCAUGGAACUGGAAUACGAGAUGGAACAACGUGCUCUAAUCGCCGGAAAUGAUCUCGUCAAUUUUGUUCCAAGGCCCAGACCUACCAUCAACAAGCAUGGACAUCCACCCACGAAAAUUCCAAGACCCGUUUUUAAUGUUCUUGAAAAGAUAAUGCAGUCGAGAGUACGGGUGAACUACUCUUGAUAAAACAGUGUGAAAUGGCACGCAUGUACAGUGUAAUACAAUUCAAAUGGUUCAUUAGAUGUUCUUGAUUUGACUACUAUACUACAUGUAUAGAAUUAAA
Dreissena polymorpha is the source of this 3833-nucleotide messenger RNA. RefSeq lists its product as uncharacterized. The coding region runs from base 1424 to 3733 and encodes 769 amino acids. The record is from RefSeq and is a predicted model, not a curated record. Lineage: Eukaryota; Metazoa; Mollusca; Bivalvia; Myida; Dreissenidae. The transcript is spliced from 3 exons.